AUGAAGGACGCGCAGAACACACCCACAGACAACGUGCCCAAGCACCAGGCACAGUGGCCCAUCUUCCAGAUCUCACACCAGCGGAGUCGGUACAUAUACGAGCUCUAUUACGAGAAGGAGGCGAUAAGCAAGCAGCUGUAUGACUGGCUACUGAAGAACAACUACGCCGACGCGAUGUUGAUCGCGAAGUGGAAAAAACAAGGCUACGAGAAGCUUUGCUGCUUGCGAUGCGUCCAGACCAAGGAGACAAACUUCAGCUCCACGUGCAUAUGUCGCGUACCACGGGCACAGUUGAAAGAAGACCAAGACAUACAAUGUGUUAGCUGCGGAUGCCGGGGCUGCGCCUCGAGCGAUUGAGCGAGCAGAGCACGUAGGGCUAACAAGACGAAUAUGUUUGCAUGGAAAAGCAGGGUCAGCUUGGAGUUCCGGUCUUUGCGGCUUUAUAAAUUCUGCGAUCAAGAGGGGCCACAUCCAAGGAGGCCAGGUAGGCGUCUCCCCAGGCCUAUUUUUGCAAAUCAAUAGGAGGUUUAUGGUUC
This is a messenger RNA of Cryphonectria parasitica EP155, 536 nucleotides long. Its product is annotated as G10 protein. Gene Ontology annotation, cellular component: spliceosomal complex; nucleus. The record is from RefSeq and is a predicted model, not a curated record. Gene Ontology annotation, biological process: mRNA splicing, via spliceosome. The transcript has 3 exons. Bases 1 to 357 code for a protein of 118 amino acids. Lineage: Eukaryota; Fungi; Ascomycota; Sordariomycetes; Diaporthales; Cryphonectriaceae.